GCUUUUCCUCAUUGAGACGGAAGAGGAGGCUCUGUGCAGCGGCUGGGCAUCAUCAACAUGCCUACAGCUGUGAUCAUGGAGGACAACUAUGAGAAACUAUUAGAGCAGUGUGAAGCCCAGGAACUCGAGGCACCAGGGGGCAUCGCAACACCUCAAGUCUACGCUCAGCUGCUGGCUCUAUAUUUACUCCACAAUGACAUGAAUAAUGCAAGGUACCUCUGGAAACGGAUUCCCCAAGCAAUAAAAUCGGCUAACCCAGAGUUGGCGGCCAUCUGGGCAGUGGGCCAGCACAUUUGGCAGAGAGACUUCCCGGGGAUUUACACAGCCAUCGCAGCUCAUCAGUGGUCAGAGAACAUCCUGCCAGUGAUGGAGGCCCUACGAGAAAGCACAAGGCAAAGAGCAUACGGUUUAGUGGCCCAAGCCUACACGUCCAUCUCUGCAGAAGACUUCGCUGCUUUUGUGGGCUACUCUGUGGAGGAGGCGGUAAAAGGUGUCGUGAGUCAAGGCUGGCAGGCUGACCCGGCCACUAGGAUGGUGAUGCCCAAAAAGCCAGACCCUCCCCCGGUGUCCCUUGUUCCAAAUGAGCAGCAGUUGGCCAGACUCACUGACUACGUGGCUUUCUUGGAGAACUGAUAAACCAUCAAAUCCCUAAAGACCGAUGUCACCGUCUUCAGCCCAAUCCCGACUUUUCUCAACAAGGAAUAUUAACCAAAAUGUCAGCGGUCAGUUGUUGCAUGUUGGUCACGAGCUCCAAAACCCUCAGCCUACUUUAUCUUUACACUGCAGUUUACCUCCAACUUCACAUUUAGAUCUGAUUUCAAAUUAUCAAAUGUUUUUAUUGUCCCCACAGUCAGUACUUCUCAUAGUUCAAUGCUGAGGUCCAGUCUUGAUUACGCACUUAGAAGUUGAGUGAGUUUUGUCAGGUAAACUUUCUGAGCCUGCAUGCGUCGCUUUUGUCAGACCUCAUUUUUGACGUUUCUGUUUUUGAAUGAUGAAUAAAUAUUUUGCUGUUUCUAA
Molecule: messenger RNA, 1017 nt
Organism: Periophthalmus magnuspinnatus
Lineage: Eukaryota; Metazoa; Chordata; Actinopteri; Gobiiformes; Gobiidae
Gene: cops8
Product: COP9 signalosome subunit 8
Exons: 7
Coding region: 58-633 (191 amino acids)
Biological process (GO): COP9 signalosome assembly; protein deneddylation
Cellular component (GO): COP9 signalosome
Source: RefSeq, a predicted model, not a curated record